Cordyceps militaris CM01 is the source of this 1569-nucleotide messenger RNA. Its product is annotated as MFS transporter, putative. The transcript has a single exon. Gene Ontology annotation, cellular component: membrane. Gene Ontology annotation, biological process: transmembrane transport. The record is from RefSeq and is a predicted model, not a curated record. Lineage: Eukaryota; Fungi; Ascomycota; Sordariomycetes; Hypocreales; Cordycipitaceae. Bases 1 to 1569 code for a protein of 522 amino acids. Gene Ontology annotation, molecular function: transmembrane transporter activity.
AUGUCUGCCCCCGACGCCGAAAAGCUCGGCGCCGCCAGCGCCCCUCGCGCCAACUCGUCAUCUGGCGGCUCCGAGAAGCACGACGAUGUCGUCGCCUCGCGUCCCGCGUCCGCCGGCUCCGACGUCGACACGGCCUGGCGCUUCCUCCAGAGCGUCGGCCCCAUCGACGAGCGCGAGGUCGACGGCGUCCACCUGCCCGCGCUCCGCCGCAAGGUCGACUGGCGCAUCGUGCCCCUCAUGUUCUGCUGCUACACGCUCCAGUUCCUCGACAAGGUCAUCUACAACUACGCCGCCGUCAUGGGCAUGCCCAAGGACCUCGGCUUUUCCGGCAACGACUUCUCCAACAUUGCCACCUACCUCUUCGUCGGCCUCCUCUGCUUCGAGAUCCCCAACAUCUACCUGCUCCAGGUCCUGCCCAGCGCAAAGUGGCUCGGCCUCAACGUCACCCUCUGGGGCAUCGCCACGGCAUGCGGCGCCGCCGCCCACAACGCCCAGACCCUGCUCGUCUCCCGCGUCUUUCUCGGCAUCUUCGAGGCCACCAUUGGCCCCUCCCUCAUGCUCAUCAGCAGCCAGUGGUACACCAAGUCGGAGCAGGCCCCGCGCUUCUCCUUCUGGUAUCUCGGCCUCGGACUCGGCCAGAUCCUCGGCGGCGCCAUCUCGUACGGCUUCCAGCACAUCACCCCCGGCGCCGCGCUUUCCGGAUGGCGCACCAUGUUUCUGACGCUUGGCUGCAUCACCAUCGCCAUCGGUAUCUGCGUCAUCGUCUUCCUACCCGAUACCCCCAUGCAGGCGCCCUGGCUCUCCAACGUCGAGAAGCUCGCUCUUCUCAAGCACGUCUCCGUCAACCAGACUGGCAUCUCGUCCAAGAAGUUCCGCGUCAAGGAGAUUUUCGAGGCUCUCCUUGACCCCCAGAUCUGGCUCCUGCUCGUCGCCGUCGUCUUGCUGUCCGUCUCUAGCGGUGUCAUCACCACCUACUCUGCUACUUUGAUCCGCAACCUCAAAUACUCGCCCAAGCAGGCUGCCCUCAUGAACAUGCCUUCUGGCGUCGUUAGCAUCUUCUUCACCCUCAUGGUCGGCUUCGGCAUCCGCCACGGCUCCCACCGCUGGGCUUGGAUCAUUGCCUGCAUUAUCCCGGCCAUUAUCGGCGGCGCCCUCAUGUCUUUCCUUCCGACCACCAACCGCUCCGGCAUCCUUGCGGGCAUCUACCUGGUCAAUGCCGUCGUUGCUCCCCUGGCCAUCUUUUACAACUGGACCGUCGUCAACGUCGCCGGUGCCACAAAGCGCGCCUUUGCCUGCGCUGUCAUUGCUGGCUCCUUUUCUCUGGGGAACAUUAUCGGUCCCCAGACCUUCCAGGCCCGCGACGCCCCCGACUUCCGCCCAGCCAAGCUUGCCGUCAUGGGCACCCAAGCUGGCUGCGCAUUCGUUACAUUCCUCCUCUUUGUCUACUACGCCUGGAUGAAUCACCGCCGCGCCGACAAGACGAAGCAAAAUGAGGAGGCGUACAAGUCGCCCGAGGCAUGGGCCAACAUGACUGACAAGGAGAACCCGCACUUUGUCUAUACAUACUAA